Molecule: messenger RNA, 1573 nt
Organism: Pecten maximus
Lineage: Eukaryota; Metazoa; Mollusca; Bivalvia; Pectinida; Pectinidae
Exons: 6
Coding region: 603-1550 (315 amino acids)
Source: RefSeq, a predicted model, not a curated record
GACCAAUGAGUGACGGAAAGAAACUAACCAUACAUUCUGUUUGAGACACCCUCUACCAACACGUGCAGUUCUUCAUAUCGAGUCUCUUAUCUGACCACUGGGCAGUUAUAUCUACAUGAACAGUUGUGUCAAUUUUAUUAUUGCAAACCUGUCUUACAAACCAGGUGGCAUGUCUUUAUAGUAGUUCUACUUACCAAAUUAUAUAUGUGAAGGAGAGAUACCAGUACCUUAUAAGACAUAGCAAAACAAUCGCCAACAAACAACCAUGUCCUGUAACAGAACAUUUCAAUCGACCUUGAUUUUAUUUAUGUGUUUUCUACCAACCACGGUUUGGAGUAAUGGAUAUCCACGACUUAUCGGAUCUUUCCACGUCAAUCAACCUGGAUAUAUAGCAGUUAUUGGUUCAACCAAUAGGGACAGGGCAUACCCUCAUCAUCUCGUCCUUCAACGGAGUCCCUUUUACAACGGAUCACGUAUAUCGUGUCACGGACGUGCGGACCCAUCUUGGCAGUCUGUCUAGCGUUAAGCCAGACUUGAUAACAACAACUAUUACAUGGCCGAACGAAGUCAACGCGGUACCAGAUGACGUUUUUGGCAGUUCUAUGGUGGCGGUCGCAGGUGGAUUUCUGGUGCCAUUCAAAACGAAAGGAACGAUUUCUCUGUUUAACACAACCGGGGCUACUUUACAGGGGCCAUAUGAGAUCACUGGAGGGCACGCGGACCAUGAUUGGUUUUAUCACCGUGUAAAAUGGAUGGAUAUGAACGGAGAUGGAGCAAAAGAUGCUGUCACAUGUCGGGGAAAGAAAUCAGUAUUUGGCGGGUCAAGCGGUGAGCUCGUUUGGUAUGAGCACCCAACAUUGUAUCGGGACAACUUCAAAUACCCAUGGACAGCCCAUAUCAUCGGUGAUGACUCCGAUACUUUUUUUGAUAUGACGUCACUUCCGUCGUCUGAUGGAAUGCUGCCGUGCAUUGUGACUACAGGGUAUUUUUCAAAUAAACUGAAAAUCUAUUGGACGACGGAACCUAACGGUUCCUGGAAUGAUCUCAGCUUGGUCCAUUCCCGGAUAAUUGAGAGUGGUAUCGGUCACGUGUUUGACGUACAAGUGGCGGACAUGAAUGGUGAUGGUAAUGCUGAUCUACUUGUUACUGCUAACGGGAUUUCACAGACUGGACUUUACAUAUACGAGAUUCCAAGUGAUUUCAGAACGGGCACAUUUACACGACACGUGCUGAAAUCAGAUUUCCACUCCCACAACAUCCUACCAGGAGGUGGCGCUCCUGGCUCAGCUCAGAUCAUAAGGAACUCGACAACAUCAUCCGGAAAGCCGAUGAUUCUGGUGUCUGGUGACGAUGACAGUCGAGCAUAUUUAUUUUCCCCUGUAAGGACUUCCGCUUCCGACUGGUCAUACCGGAUGAACAUCUUCCUUGACAAGCACAGUGGCACGAUUGGUGGCAUCGCCUAUACUGACGUGGACGAUGACGGGUACCCCGAGUUGUUUGUUCCCGCGUAUAGCGAUAACUUGGUUUAUGUUUAUACAUUAAAGGAAUAAAGAUGUUUUAUAACAAUAAUAAA